Neodiprion virginianus is the source of this 2454-nucleotide messenger RNA. Its product is annotated as synaptic vesicle glycoprotein 2C-like. The transcript is spliced from 11 exons. Gene Ontology annotation, molecular function: transmembrane transporter activity. The coding region runs from base 209 to 1795 and encodes 528 amino acids. Gene Ontology annotation, biological process: transmembrane transport. The record is from RefSeq and is a predicted model, not a curated record. NCBI's taxonomy places the organism in Eukaryota, Metazoa, Arthropoda, Insecta, Hymenoptera, Diprionidae. Gene Ontology annotation, cellular component: membrane.
CCCUAGACUGUUUAUCAGCUAUUAAACCAAUUCCCAUUUACUGUGCUAAUGCGAAACAUAAAAUAUUCGUAAUCAUGCGAAGCGUCGUGCCGAAUGGGAAACUGCUCAUUGUCAGAUAUACUUCAACCGCAAAGCAAGACGGACUAUCAAUCCGUGGAGUCGUUACUGAAAACCAUUUUCUAUCUCGCCAGUAGAAGCACCCGCGUCAAUGUCAGACAGCUACCGAGUCUCUGAACACCCGGAAGGUGACAUUGAACUGAAGAAGGUGCGAGACUACUCAUCGGGAGACAAACCCAGCGAGCUGAAGUCAGCCGACGAAGAAGUGGACCUGGAAUGCGCCAUCGAGUUGACGGGUUUCGGAUGGUACCAUAUCGGGCUGAUCGCGAUAUGUGGUGGAAUCCUGGUCGCCACGGUCUGCGAGACGAUGGGGGUGAGCUUCGUCCAUCCGGCAGCUCAGUGUGACUUGGCCUUGACGACCGUGAAGAAGGGCUAUUUAUCCGGAGCUAUGUUCUUGGGAAUUGUCGUUAGCGCCAACGCUUGGGGAUUCUUUGCUGACACCUUUGGGAGGAAAAACGUACUAUUGAUCUCCACCAUCGGUACCUGGGCUUUUAGCUUCAUGUCGAGCUUCUCCCCAACCACCAACCUGUUCAUAGUCCUCAGAUUCCUCACUGGUUUGUUCUGCGGUAACCAAUCGACUGUGUACGCCUACAUUAGCGAGUUUCUGCCCACCUCAAAACGGGCGAGCAUCAUCACCUGGACCUGCGGCUUCAUGGCAAUUGGCUACCUUCUGAUCCCCGGUCUAGCCUGGUUGUUGAUCCCGUUGGAAGUAAACUGGGACCUGGGUUUCGUGGUAUACACAUCGUGGCGCGUCUACUUGGCAGCCAUAGGCUCACUGUCAUUCGCAACGGGCUUCCUGUUACCCUUCUUUUCGGAAAGUCCAAAGUUCCUCAUGUCGGUUGGCCGGAAACGGGAGGCACUCAAUGUUCUCCGACUGGUCUACAGCAGGAAUUCGGGAAACAGCAACGUCGAGUAUCCGGUCAAGAAUCUUAAGUCCGACGUUCAUGACACUCCCGGCCACGUUACGACACCUCUGUCGUUUACGCUUCAAGGACUCUUUAAGCUCAUGUGGCACCAAACCGCAACGCUUUUUCGGCCGCCGUACGGAUGGACCACCCUGCUCUUCUGCCUGAUUCAAUUCGGCAUUUGCGGCACCUCGAUGGGCAUGUACAUCUGGGCACCGAACCUGUUGAACAUGAUCAAGUCAGGGGCUGGAAUCGGGGCGACGAUAUGCGAGUUAGUGUUGGCCAACCAGGCUAAUCUGACCCUGAAUUCCGCGUCGGAGUCCGCGGAUUGCAGCAGCCUGAUCAGGAGUGAGGUCUAUACGAGCACGUUGGUCACUGGGGUCCUCUUCGCGGUGGCGUUCGGGACACUCGGAGGGCUGGUCGUGAUCCUGAGGAAGAAGACAGUGCUAGUUUCUGCCCUGUUCUUGAGCGGGAUUGCCGGUUUCGGGAGCUAUUUCGCCACGAAUGAGAUCACCGUGGCUGUUCUCAUAUCGGUAUCCGUCGUUCUCACGGGAAGCUGUUCCACGGUAUCGAACACCAUCGCCGUCGAGGUUUACCCCACCAAUCUUAGAGCAAUGGCAGUUUCUUUGGCAUUCACUAUCGGACGUUUGGGUAUCGCUCUUGCUGGAAAUACAAUUGGCAUCCUCAUAGAGUCCUACUGUGAUUUCACUCUGAUUGGAUUGGGAUGCGUGACCUUGCUUUGCAGUCUCCUCUGUAUCCUGCUUCCGGAAUAAACGGUACAGCACUAAAGACGAUCGUUUUUUUUUCUACCUUGAAUUUAAAUGCAUUUUCACAAUUUCACGCGGCGUACACCUUUUAUCUCGUAUUUCAAAUCCUGCCUUGUAAUCGGUUUACUCACACUGUUAAAAAACGAUCCGUAAAAUCGUUUUCGAUAUCACGUUAUUCGCACAAACUCAACAUCGACAUCGACUUUCGGAACAUUUAUGUGUGCAUGUGAAUACAGAAAUAGGGUCUUUGUAAGCCGGUGGGUAUAUCGCGUCAUUGCAGGAACCAACAAAAUCUCUACAUUCUACGAAGCUUUCGGGUUGUUCGGGUAUUGUUCUAUUCGAACUGCGGUAAGCCGAUCAGCUCGGCUUAACAACAGAAUGCAAAAUCCCCUUAUAACCGCCAUGGCUGCACAUUACUGCACGGAAAUUUUAUCCAGAAAUGCUAAGAAACGAAUUCCCUCGUCACUCGAGGUCUUUUCGAAGGAAUUGGUCGAUUUCACAGCGAGCGUUACCGUUUUCCAACGGACAUCAAUUAUUAAUCUUACUUUUAUGGAAGAGCCAAUACUAAGACCGUGGAAUAUAUUUAUACCGAAAUAAAAUUCCCGGUGAAAUAUCCUUUCAUCCAGUCCUUCCCCCGAUAUGUAUUUAGAAUAAAUAAAAAACAA